Messenger RNA from Trypanosoma grayi, 366 nucleotides. RefSeq lists its product as hypothetical. The coding region runs from base 1 to 366 and encodes 121 amino acids. Lineage: Eukaryota; Euglenozoa; Kinetoplastea; Trypanosomatida; Trypanosomatidae. The record is from RefSeq and is a predicted model, not a curated record. The transcript has a single exon.
AUGUCGCCCAUGUACGUGGUGUUGCGGAAGAUGAACGUCCUGCGCGGGUCGAAGCCGAAGGCGAUGAUGUCCUUCACGUUCUCUCCAGCCAGCUCCUGCGCCGCCACCCCGUCGAUGGGGAUGUCGCGGAAGAAGAACUUCUCAUCGUCGGUGAUUUGUAUCACCACCGGCAGCCCGAGGGCGUCCUGCAGGUGGCGCGUCAGCAGGAACGGCACGACGUGGCCGACGUGCAUCGACCGCGCACUCGGGCCGCGGCCGGUGUACAAAUACGCGCUGUGUUUGCCGGGCGCGAACCCCGCGCGAACGCUGCCGAGGGCCUUGCCGAAGUCGCGGUGCGAGAAGACAAUGCCGCGGCGAAAGAAGUGA